This is a messenger RNA of Melospiza georgiana, 1297 nucleotides long. RefSeq names its product tektin 2 (gene TEKT2). The record is from RefSeq and is a predicted model, not a curated record. Gene Ontology annotation, biological process: cilium movement involved in cell motility; cilium assembly. Bases 1 to 1281 code for a protein of 426 amino acids. Gene Ontology annotation, cellular component: nucleus; microtubule cytoskeleton. The transcript has 9 exons. Lineage: Eukaryota; Metazoa; Chordata; Aves; Passeriformes; Passerellidae.
AUGGCCUCGCUGAGUGUAAAGCCGGGCCAGCGCUUCACCUUGCCGGACUGGAAGAACAACUCCCUCCUCAUCUCGGCCGACGCCGAACAGCAGCGUUAUAAUUCCCACCACAUCCGGCAGGAAGGACGAGUUCUCCGCAAUGACACUGGCAACCAGGCAAAAUGGGAUGAGCACAACAGCCGAACCCAGCUCAAAGAUCGUAUCACCACCGUGGACAACUGGAGAGAGGCCCUGGCCAAAUGCCUCACAGACUUAGAUUUGGAAAUUGAAGCCUUAGGCAAAGUGAAGGAAGCAGCAGAAAAUGCCAUCCAGGCAAAGAACUUGUGCUUGGAUGUUGCCAUUGAGUGCCUGACAUUCCGUGAGAGCCGUCGUGACAUCGAUGUGGUGAGGGAUCCUGUGGAAGAGGAAUUACACAAAGAGGUGAAGGUGAUUGAGAAAACCAAGAAAGAGCUGCAGCAGCGAGUGGAUGAUGCCUUCAGACAGCUCUGCCUCUUGAAGGAAGCUCGUCAGCAGCUGAGCUGUGACCACCGGCACAAGGUGGAGGCGCUGGAGCUCGAUCGGCAGUGCAUGUCCUUCAAUCCCACCUCUGGCAACAUCUCCUUCAAGGUCAACCCAACACGGAUCCCAGAUGGAACAACUGCACUUAGUGAGUGGGAGAUGAACAGCCGGUGCAACAAGGAGCAUGCUGAGGCAGAGAUGAGAGCCUCAGUCGAUCUCCGAGGAGCAAUCACACUUGCCAUUGCCCAGACAAACAAUGAGCUGGAUGCUCAGCGUAUAGCUACAGAGUUUGCGCUGAGGAAGAGGAUGAGAGACAUGGAAGCAGCCCUUAGUGAGCUGAGAUGGCAGGAGAAGAAUACCCUGGAGGAGAUUGCUGAGAUGGAGGAGGAGAUCAGGCAGCUGGAGGAAGAUAUCAAGAAGAGAACCCUGGAUCUGAAAGUGGCUCACACGCGCCUGGAGACGCGCACGUACCGGCCCCACAUCGAGCUCUGCCGGGACCAGGCUCAGUUUGGACUGACAGACGAGGUCCAGCAGCUGGAGGGGAUGAUCCGUGCACUCCAGCAGAAGAGGACAGAGUCACAGGAUGCCUUGGACGCUCUUUACAGACAACUCCACCGCAUUCAGACCGAUAUCGGCUACAAAACCAAUUCUCUGCAGCUAGACAACAAGUGCAUGGAUACUCGGAGAAAACUCGUGGUCCCUGUGGAGAAGUUUGACCCAGAGGUCGACGCUGUCAGCCGCACCAGGAACCUGCCGAAGGAAAGUCAGCUGGAGCUGGCUUAGCGCGCCGGGAAUUGUG